Molecule: messenger RNA, 595 nt
Organism: Humulus lupulus (European hop)
Lineage: Eukaryota; Viridiplantae; Streptophyta; Magnoliopsida; Rosales; Cannabaceae
Exons: 2
Coding region: 28-351 (107 amino acids)
Source: RefSeq, a predicted model, not a curated record
CUAACAGGAUACGAAUUCAUUAUUUAAAUGGAGAAGCGGACAAGAACGGGGAUUAUUUUCCGUCCACAAAUACUAAAAGAGAUAGGAGCGGGGAAGCAUUCCCUCCUUGGCACGUCAUUGUUUGUGAAUGAAAUCGUGAAUUCCGCCGGAGAUGAAGAAUUGGAGCCAAAAGAAAACCCAUUCGACAACCUGGGCACCAAUUCGCAAAAGCAUCAUGCCGGCGCCAGAAACGACGAGAAUAGCUCUGGUUGUAUAUAUAAUAUUAAUAUGCGUAGACAUUUGAUCCUCCUCCGAUGUCGAUCUUCUCUGACCAUAGAGCAGCGGUUCCAACUGGUUCAGCAAGACUCUUAGAAACUUCAUUUGUGAAGGUGGGGCGACGUCGUGGAUUGGCAUGAAGAAGAAAUCCGAUAGGUCGAGAGGGACGAAGUUGACUCACUCUUCUGCAUAUUUAUCUCUAUGUAUGAAGAUGAAGAUGUAUUGGCUUUGCAUUGGAUACAAAACUAGUUAGUUUCGAUCAUUGAUAUAUGUUUUUUAUAAGGGUUGUGUGGUGUUUUUUUUUUGGACUGUUCAAAUAAUCGGUUAUGCAAUUAUGUUA